Molecule: messenger RNA, 545 nt
Organism: Ornithodoros turicata
Lineage: Eukaryota; Metazoa; Arthropoda; Arachnida; Ixodida; Argasidae
Exons: 3
Coding region: 38-373 (111 amino acids)
Source: RefSeq, a predicted model, not a curated record
AGGUGGAUCACAUCUUCGAGAAAAGCUUUCGUUCACCAUGAAGGUCCUGAUAUAUACCUUUGGAUGGUAUAGAAGAGGAACAAAUCUCCUAUUUAUCCCUCCAACGCUUCUCAAGGGUAUGAAAGAGGUUGCUCUGUUCGCUCUCGUUGUCCUGGUAGCCGUGGCUAACGCGGGCUACUUCGGCGGUGGCUACGGAGGCGGUCUCUACGGCGGAGGAUUGCGGGGCUACGGAGGCGGCCUCGGUCUCUACGGCGGAGGAUUGCGGGGCUACGGUGGAUACGGAGGCUAUGGUGGCUACGGCGGCUAUGGAGGAUACGGCGGCUAUGGCGGAUACGGUGGCUACAGACGGGGCUAUGGAGGCUUCUAUGGCUAAACCUGGCCAUCUGAAGGGAAGUUCCGCAGCAACGAUAAAUGUUCAUGAGGAGGCCGGACGUUGAGAAACUCAAAUCUCUCACUCAGCUGCAAUGACUUUCCUCUCUCGCAACACUCAUCGUGUAUCUUUCUGCGCCUCUUUCAGGAUUCGAAAUAAAGCACUUUCACGUGGA